Molecule: messenger RNA, 1854 nt
Organism: Aspergillus oryzae RIB40
Lineage: Eukaryota; Fungi; Ascomycota; Eurotiomycetes; Eurotiales; Aspergillaceae
Product: fungal specific transcription factor domain-containing protein
Exons: 7
Coding region: 1-1854 (617 amino acids)
Biological process (GO): DNA-templated transcription; positive regulation of transcription by RNA polymerase II
Cellular component (GO): nucleus
Molecular function (GO): zinc ion binding; sequence-specific DNA binding
Source: RefSeq, a predicted model, not a curated record
AUGAAGCGGUCUUCCGAGACUGCGUUUACCCCGGAUGUCGAACCCGAAGACGCUGUAGGGUCUGAAGAGCCCGCGAUCCACGCACCACUGAGGGUCGACCAUGCGCGCAGUAUCUGGACCAGUCCGUUUACCUUGCCGUCUAAAACGAUCAAGAAUACCCACCGCAAUAAGCGGAGUUGGAUUUGGCUGGCUCCCUCAUCCAUGUGGUCCUUCACAGCUCGACUGACGCUGAUGAUGACUGAGAGGCUCAACUUAGAAUCGCACAGCGCCCCGAAUCUCAUCGACCGAGACAUCUAUCUCCUGCAUUGGCGACCCGCACCGCCGGACGACCAGCCUGAUAUCCAUGGGCUACCUUCGCUGGACCAUGCGCUCUACUUGUUGAACACUGUGAUGUUCUACAUGGGACAAAACUAUUUCCUUUUCGAAAAGAAGACCUUCCUAGCCCAUCUCCACGAAUUCUACUACGGCGAUGCCCUCUCAAAGGCCAUGGAGUAUAAGUUAUGGUUCGUCCAAUACCUCCUAGUGUUGGCAUUCGGGAGCGCCUUCGUAAUACAGCCCACCAAAAACACCAGGGAACCCCCGGGAGCAAAAUACUUCAUUCGCGCAAUGUCCCUCAUGCCGGAACAUUCGACCUUGUGGAAGGACAGUCUGCUAGCCAUUGAAGUGCUGGGACUUGCAGGACUGUACUUGUAUUCUAUUGAUCAUCGAGAGUCCGCCCACGUAUAUCUUGGUCAAGCCAUACGCAUCGCACAAUUAGAGGGGAUGCAUACCCAACUGCCAGAGGAGGAGCUCGGAAUCGACACGGUGACCCGCUGCCAUAACCUGUGGUGGACUCUCUACCUCAUGGAUCGCCAUUUCUCGGCAUCGCUGGGGCUACCGAUGAUUACCCAGGAUAACGAUAUUACGACCUUGACCGAUCCACCAACGGCGUCAUCGCGCAAUGCAACGCUCAGUCUUCGUGUCCGAUUGUCGCAAAUGCUCUCAUUCAUUCUUUCCUCAAUUUAUAAGACCGAGGAAACUCAACUCGGCAUCUUCUUGGAGCAGACGAGGUCGGUCCUACACACCAUGGCUGGGCUGGCCCAGGAAAUUGAAAGUGCAGUGUCGAUACAGCUCCAGAAGCCCCUUCACCGGGUUCCCAGAGAGACACGCCUUAUCAUGUUAAUAUAUCACCAGUGUGUCAUUGUUGCCACGCGUCCGUUACUAUUGUCCGUUCUCAAAGAACGACUAGAGAAGCUGGGACACGGUGAAGAAGACUGGCAGAGCUUACUCGUUGCCACAGUGGCCCUGAUCGCAACCGGAAUCAAGUCAGCUGCAAAGACAUUACAACUAUUAACCGACGAGGAUGAUCUCUUGGAGGCGUUCCUACCCUUCGACCUAGAAUACACAUACGGAGCUGCAAUCCACCUAAUGAUGGCCCAUACCCUCUUCCCAGGAGCCGUAGAAGACUGUUCCCUCAACCAGGUAUACUCCAUCCUAGACGGAAUGAUCUACAAAGGGAACCAGGUAGCAGCCGCACGAAAAGCCGAAUUGACGCAUCUCGAGUACCUGUUCCAGGAACUGGCCACGCGGAUUGAGCAGUGCGGCUUACAGACUCUCACUCUACACAGCUUACCACAGGAUGAACAUGCGGUUGAAAGUUCCUCACACCAGCUGGAGAAUCACUUAUUACCGGUCCCUGAACCCACUCUGCCGAUGGAUGGGGACCCGGAGCUAUUACCCUCGGAUCUGCGACCGACGGCUAGUAAUAUGGAAUGUCUGGAUAGUUUGGGCAUUUCAUCUUAUGAGUUCUUUUCUAUUGUUGCGCAGAUUGGGCAUCAUGAGUCUUAUAGUCUGCUGGAUCCUAGAGAGACAUAG